Messenger RNA from Caenorhabditis briggsae, 1350 nucleotides. NCBI's taxonomy places the organism in Eukaryota, Metazoa, Nematoda, Chromadorea, Rhabditida, Rhabditidae. Bases 1 to 1350 code for a protein of 449 amino acids. Gene Ontology annotation, cellular component: condensed nuclear chromosome. Gene Ontology annotation, biological process: meiotic chromosome segregation. The transcript has 6 exons. The record is from RefSeq and is a predicted model, not a curated record.
AUGACUGAAUGGAAAACGUAUAUUCAAGUGAAUAUUUACGGGCGAACACUUCAAGACUUGUACAACAAGGGAAUUCAUCUAGAAUCUGUUUUAAAUGGAAUGGGGUGUCAAAAUCACUCGGUCGCCGAAAUGCCGAUGUGGAUUGAAGAAGAGCAAAUGCUCACUGAUGAGCCUGUGAUAAGUGAUUGGAACGACCAAGGAAUAGAAAUCGAUGCAGAAGAAGUGGCCAGGAAUUUCGCUCAAAUGAUUGUGGAUCCGAUCCCACGCUGCUCAACUCCGAUUCCGAUGGAAGAUGGGGAUUUCGGAUCAGAAGGAUCCCUGAAUUUGACUGGUGUCGUUUCCCAUAUCAAUUCUGAUGAUGAUAAUGAAGGGGAGAAUAUGCUCGAUGUCUCUGGGCUCCCACCGAAUUUCUCGUCGGAUGAGGAAACACCAAAGCAAGAAUCAUUCCUAAUUAUUCGAUCGACAACACCAGAUCCAAACGAUUCGUUGUUUCAAAGCGGACCUCUUGUGAUAAGACCAAAAGUGUCUGAUAAUAAUAACAAUGAUAAUUGGUCUGAAAAAUCGUCAGAUGAAUCUUCAGAUUCCAUGAAAACCAAUGGAAAAACUGAAAUCAAGGAAGAAGAAUCUGAUUACGACGAUGAUGACUGUGAAGUUGAAGUUGAACUUAAGCCAAAUACUUCUCAAAAUUUCUUCCACUACGAAGAUGGCAACUACACACCACACUACACUAAAAGAUGUAAGAGUCGUAUGCAUCACGUGAAGGAGGAUACAUCAUUUGAAUCUCCAUUUGAAGACUCGUGGAAGCAAGACCCACCGUCUUUCAGUCGGAUUCCAUCGAAAUCAAUUAUGAAGAAUCAUGGUGAUGAUCAAAGAGGGGGUUUUCAAAAGAAGAAAGUGUCAUUCAAAGUCAACGACCAGGUUUACAAGAUUAAUUGCAAUUUUGAGGGUUGCGAAAAAGUUUUCCUUUGGAGAACAAAACAAGGGAAGCUUCGUCUGAUUAAUCAUGCCCUGUCCCAUCAAACUGAAAGAUGCAUCGGCUGUCGAAACUGUGAUUUCAAAGGUCGAUCGGUGUCACAAAUGCGUUAUCACUAUAAGAAGAAGCAUGCGACUUCGAAAAUUGAUGGAAUGUCGAAAAUAUCAUUCAAGUACAUUGACAUUGAAAGCAUAUGGGAGAAGUGCUACGGAAAAGACCAUGAAAUCGUGGGAAAGGUCUUCAACGGCUCCUCACGCCGGUACUAUCAAGACGAUGAUCAGAUGGACGAUGAUGAAGAAGAGGAGGAGGAAGACGAGGAGCAAAAUGUUCCGAAAAUUUAUGCGGAUUCCGAGCCUAGCACAUCUACAGCUCACUGA